This is a messenger RNA of Colletotrichum acutatum, 758 nucleotides long. RefSeq lists its product as uncharacterized. Bases 143 to 601 code for a protein of 152 amino acids. Lineage: Eukaryota; Fungi; Ascomycota; Sordariomycetes; Glomerellales; Glomerellaceae. The transcript is spliced from 3 exons. The record is from RefSeq and is a predicted model, not a curated record.
CGGAUCAUAUUUCCAUUUCCACAAUUUUACGUCAUCAAAUACAUGAAAGAAUUUCUCCUACCUUUUCACUCCCCUGCGCGUCAUCAUUGCAAGUCUGCCCUCCCCCAAAGUAAUCGUUUCAAUCAUUCAACAAAUCAUCACCAUGUCUUCCUCCGUCAUUCCCACUUCCACCUCCGUCGUCGAGAGCGCCGUCAUCAAGGCUCCUCUCAGCCAUGUCUGGCACUUCAUCAAGCUCCAGAACUUCCAGAACUUCUGGUCUGCUCUGAAGGGCAGUGAGUUCGUCAAGGCUCAGGAGGAGACCGACAUCGUCAGAUGGACUUUCCAGGACGGCACCGUCCUCGAGGUCAAGCAGGAGGAGCACAGCACCAUCAACCACUACAUCACCUACAGCGUCAUCACUUCCCAGCCUGAGCUGUCUUACACCUCCGUCGUCAGCACCAUCCGCUGCUACCCCGUCACCUCUGGUGAGAACGAGAACAGCACCUUCGUUGAGUGGACCGGCAACUUCUCCAGCGACGCCGAUGCCGGUGUCAUCCAGGACGCCAAGUUCAAGCGCCGUGAGGCCCUUGCCGACCUGGCCAAGGCUGCUGCCAAGUUGUAAAUGUUAUAAGCGAUGAGACUGGAAUGUCGAAUUGUUGAACUUUUGCGCUUGCCUCGUCAAGGAAGAUAGUCAAAAAAGUAAAAGAUACCACUUGUUGUUCACAAUUUAUUCUGCCCCUCGUAUUUUAUGCUUGAAUAUUACAGUGACCUUCACAUUG